Messenger RNA from Brugia malayi, 549 nucleotides. RefSeq lists its product as uncharacterized. The transcript is spliced from 3 exons. Lineage: Eukaryota; Metazoa; Nematoda; Chromadorea; Rhabditida; Onchocercidae. The record is from RefSeq and is a predicted model, not a curated record. Bases 1 to 549 code for a protein of 182 amino acids.
AUGCUUAAAAUGUUAUUUGUGAUAGCAUUGUUUGCAGUAGCUAAAGUAUCUCUAUGUGAAAUUACUUGUAAAGCUCCAAAUGGUACCGAAUCGAAUUUUGUUUGGACAACUUGCUCAGAUGGACCUAUAAUAUAUCAUAAUAUAACGCUCAUGGAUGAAAAUUAUAAUGAAAGAUAUCCAAUCAUUGCAAUAAAACCAUUUAUUAUAUUAGCUAAUAUAACAAAUACCGGUGAACAAUAUGAUAAUUUGGAAUCAUCUAUCAAACUAUACAAAUGGGGAGGAUGGCUUGGCUGCGGAUGGCAUCGAAUUCCAACUUUUGGGAUACUUGAUAAUUUGGUGCAAUGCAAUAAAAGCAUUCGAUGUCCAAUAAAACCUGGGAAGCAAGAAUUACCAGUAACGCUUGACUUGAGUGAAUUUCGAUUCUUUAUCAAAGUACUUCCGGAUAAUAUACCAUACAGGAUGCAAAUUGAGAUUGGUAAUCAAGAAAAGAAAUUAUAUUCAUGUAUUGAUCUUUGGUCUAUAAUAAGAUCCCGUAGUGAUCCUCAUUGA